Molecule: messenger RNA, 1881 nt
Organism: Brettanomyces nanus
Lineage: Eukaryota; Fungi; Ascomycota; Pichiomycetes; Pichiales; Pichiaceae
Exons: 1
Coding region: 1-1881 (626 amino acids)
Molecular function (GO): DNA-binding transcription factor activity, RNA polymerase II-specific
Source: RefSeq, a predicted model, not a curated record
AUGUCUCGAAGAGUAAAGCCUGGUAAACUUGAGGGUGAUGUUUUUGAUAACCACACCUCGAGUUCUCAUCCUCGCCAGGGUCUAACUCAACUACCUACUUCUUCUUCUUCCCCUUCCUUUGAUCAGCAUCCUACUGAUCCUGCUCUAUCCGAACUUACUAAUCUUCACUCCAUAACUGACGUUCCAUCCUCCGGUGAUCCGGAUCAUUUCGCUAACGAUAGCAUGGAUGCAAAUGUUACUGCUGCCGCUGCUGCUGCUACCGUUGUCGUUGAGUAUCCUUUUCCACAGGCUGCUCAGAAUAUUCAUAAGCAGAAUGUCACUGGGGUUGAAGAACAACAGACGGACUCCCUUCAGUAUCCGACAGCACAAAAGCAUCAACCUCAUGUACUUCUACUGCCGCAGCAACAGCAACGAAAAGAGUCUCAAGCGCAAUUGCAAGCCCAAUCACAAGCCCAAUCGCAGUCAGAGCUUCAAUCACAUUCACUUCAAGCUCAUCCAGGUCAACAAGUUAACUCUCCGCUAGAUCAAUUCAAUCCGCCUUCUUCACUCAAAUUUCAGCAGCUGCGCGAACCACAACAGCAACAGCAGCAACAACAACAACAACAACACCAACAACAACAAGUAUCGCAUAUGCCUCAGGUAGUACCGGUUCCUGAACUCUCUCAACAUGCUAGCAGCCACCAUCAGCAUCAAAAUAUUAACGAUAAGCUCGAUUCUGAUGCUUCUGCAUAUGUAUUAUCUCCUUCCAACCAAUCCGAAGCAUAUGACAGCACUGUUAAUGGUACCUCGGAGUCUUCUGUCGACAUAUUUCCUGAAGGAAUGGGAGACCCAAGCGAGUAUCUAAUUACUCCAAUGAUAGAGGAGCAGAUGUUCGAUAAUGUGGCCGUGUUGAAAGAGUUUGUGAAAGAAUUUGGUCGUAAAAAUGAGUUUGGUAUUGCUAUAGCACAUUCCAACAAUAAGGCCAUAUAUUUCACCUGUGAAUUGGGUGGUACCUACAGAGAAAAGAAGAUCAAGAAAAGUGAAAUCCAGAGUAACGAUUUUCAGACGUUGAAUUCCAAGAAGAUAGGCUCCAAGAAAAUACGUUGCCCGUUUGCUAUGGUGGCUAAUUUCUCCAAGAAAAGGCAUUAUUGGAUCCUUAAAAUCACUGAAAAUAAGCACAACCAUCCAAAAUUGAACCCGCUAUUGAAUUUUCCAAUGCUUCGUAAGAGAUCUAGUCAAGUUAAUGAAACCAUCAGGCACAUGUAUACCUCUGGUGACAAACCUUCAGUUAUUCAACAGAAGUUGAGGUCUUUGUAUCCUUCUUUGAUUAUCAAACGAGAAGAUAUAUAUAAUGAGGUUCGUAUUCUCAAGAAGAAACGUCUAGUUCCUACGCACAACCAGAUGAAGAAGCAGAAGGUGAAAGCGCUUAUUGAUGGUUCUAGCAUGGAAAAUGGCCAGCCGCUACAACAGACAUCGCAUCAGCAGCAGCAGGAGCCUCAUGCCUUUCAAAAUGAGUUGCACUCUCAGCCUUCUAAGUUACAACAACAACAACAGCAGCAGCAGGCUCUUCAAGAUCAAGAUGGAAUUGCGUGGUCUUCCGAUCCCUAUUCCAACUUGCCUGAUCCUUCGAAGAAGGAUGUAGAUCAACAGGCUGCUGCUACUGCUGCUACUGCCGCUGCUGUUGCUGCUGUGGAGGCGUUUAAGCAAGGUUCCAACGUUCAUCAGCGGCAACAGAACCAUGAUCAACAUCAAGAAUCGUCCACACAGUCUGGACAGUCACAGCAGAACUUUCUACAAUAUCAAAAUACAGAUCCUCAGUGCCAAUAUAACUAUGCUUCGGUCUCUCCUCACGUUAAAGACCAACGUUUCAACAUUGAUGAAAGACUUCUCGGUGACAAUUAA